UGUAACAACCAUUUGAGACGCGGAUACAUUAACGGACAACAUUCUAAGUGUGGACUAGACACAAGCCAUUUGCGAAAAGUGCAGACAGAUGUACUCUCUGCUAUUGCCAGCUACAUGCCAGUGAGAGUGCAGCAAGAACCAUCAUGCUUCAGACGGAAUGCUGAUAGCAUAGAAAAGCUCGACACACGGUCUUAUCUUCUAGUCCAGUAUAGUACCGUCUUCACGUGACACGCUCAGUAACAAGCAGCUAAUUACCAGCGUUGUGUUCGGUUCAUUACAUUUCCCUUCACCUCACCAAACCCGAUAGCACCACCCAGUGUGCUAGUGUGUAGGCAUUUGCUGGCCCCGUUGCUGCGCUAUGGCCUCUUGUCAUCUGCUUCCCAGUCUCGCCGACCCAUACUCUGACGUACAUUUGACCGAGCCAUCCCUUCUCGGGGGCACAGGCUUAACCCAGCACCGUAUGCGAUAAUCCGUUUUGGCUCGCCUGUGGCUUACCCUUCCACACGGACCUGUGAAAACGAGUUCAAUGUUAUCCCUUCAACGGCACGAGCCACCGCUCAGCAUCGUCGUCGUUAAGGUUUCAAUUGCUCACGUUUUAGACCUCUCCAAGACGCCUCUUGAGCUCAAGACCAUUUGGAGAAUGGCGAUCUGCCUUGAACGAAACCGGACCGCACAUGUCACACCCCAUCGCUUGGCUAAGCCGCCGCCUCGUUGGGGACCACCACCGCUUGCUGAUCUUUACCGUGCGAUUUGACGUAGGUGUCAAGAGUGACACGUUUUUUUUUGUUUGUUAUCUCGUGACAAGCGGGACGACAGGACGAGCGAAACUACCGGAAGUUGUUUCGCAGCGCAGUGGAAUGUAUGUGGUUGGACAGACAAUAGAAUGCGCGCCCCAAAAAAUCUCCCGCCACGAAAAACUUCGUUAGGCCGGAAGCAACAAAAACCGAGAUCCGGAGCAUGCGAUUGUUGAACAAAAUGCUACGAAAGCAGCAUGAGAUUGGUCACUUGGAUUGUCACACAAAUUAUCGGCACAUCAAUCGACCGAAAACGCGGCGAUGUUUGUAAACAGCGUGUACGACACGGGCUUCCGCUAAAUUGGAUACGGUCGCAGCCGGUUGUGUCAGGCGAUCCGUAGAAGCCGAUAUAUUACAUCAGAAUCUAGUAGCCUGUGGCGUGCGCGGUUUAUUGAUCUAGCGUUUACGAGUGCGCUUGUCGCUGUCCAAGCAAGAGACGAAUGGGCUGGCAGGCGAAAUGGCGGAAUUUACACAGAACAGAAGCUCUGUACCUCACGAACCGGUGCUAAUCUCUGGGAAAUCUCCCGGAUAUGGGCGUUGGUCGUUUCUUUUUUUCCUUUUUUUCAUUCGCCUUAUUAACAACUCCUUGCCGUCAUUUUGUGAGGGGAUUCACUGGAUGGCCAGAAAUGCCAAGCCAACAGCCAGGUUGAUGGCUAGGUUGGUGCAGCAUGAUGGUUGACUGAGGACGUUUGAAGAUGCUGCCAUUCAUCGGUACAUACAGAUCGGUGAUGCUUAACCUCUUUUUUAUCCUGAACAACAACAAGGGGCGUUCGUGGAUGCUAAACAUUCGGCAAACGUAACCUAUUUCUUCGGCACGGCUCUUCGAUCCCAUGGUAACGGAGCGCAUGGUAACGCACCGUGUACGACCGGUUGGAGUAUCAAGUGACUAAAUAGACAUGGUCAUCAUAGUAAGCGGAACGAAGUGCAUCGCAGUGCAUGAUCGCGAUGCAACGUAAAUAUUACGAGCCGGAUCGGACCGAAACUCCAAGAAUGACCACAAAAGUGCCGAAAAGGAUUUUACGAGAUGAGGCACCGCAGAAGGGCGAAGACUUCAAGCGCAUGCUGGAUGACGUCGAGACGAAGAUCAUGCCGAAUAUGGUGCACUGGAACCAUCCACGAUUCUUCGCCUACUUUCCGGCCGGCAACUCCUACCCAUCGAUCCUGGGCGACAUGCUGAGCAGUGCGAUCGGGUCAAUUGGUUUCUCAUGGGCAUCCAGCCCGGCCGCAACCGAGCUGGAGACGAUCGUCCUCGAUUGGUACGCGAAGGCGCUCGAUCUGCCAGCGUUCUUCCGUAGCGAUGCGAAGGGUACACGCGGUGGAGGCGUCCUGCAAGGAUCGGCCUCCGAGUGUGCGCUCGUCUGCAUGAUGGCGGCCCGGGCCCGCGCGAUCAAGGAACUGAAGGGUCCCCACGUCGACGUACACGACAGCGUCUAUCUGCCACAGCUGGUGGCGUACGCAUCGAAGGAAGCACACUCGUCGAUCGAGAAGGCCGCUAAAAUGGCGAUCGUGAAACUGCGCGCGCUCGAUACCGACAGCCGCGGGGUCUUCCGCGGUGACACGCUUCGCCAAGCGAUCCAGGAAGAUAUGGCGCAGGGACUGACGCCCUUCUUCGUUGUGGCCACCGUCGGUACGACGUCUGCUUGUGUGUUUGAUAAUCUCGUCGAGAUCGGGCAGGUGUGCCGUGAGGUGCGCAGCAUUUGGUUCCAUGUCGAUGGUGCAUACGCGGGCAAUUCCUUCAUUCUGCCCGAGAUGCGCCGGUUCAAGGAGGGACUCGAAUAUGCCGAUUCGUUCAACACGAACCCCAACAAACUGUUGCUCACCAACUUUGACUGUUCCGCCAUGUGGGUGAAGGAUGUGAAGUCGUUGACGACGGCACUGGCCGUCGAUCCGCUCUAUCUGCAGCACGAUCACAGCAGUGCGAUCGACUACCGGCACUAUGGCAUCCCGCUGAGCCGCCGGUUCCGUGCGCUGAAGCUUUGGUUCGUCUUCCGCUCGUACGGUAUCGUGGGACUGCAGAAGUACAUCCGCAAUCACAUCGCACUGGCCAAGCGCUUCGAGGCGCUCGUCAAUUCCGACGAUCGUUUCGAGGUGCGAAAUGACGUCAACCUGGGUUUGGUGUGCUUCCGGUUGAAGCAACAGGAUCGCAUCAAUCGGGAUCUGCUGGCCAGAAUCAACCAAUCGGGCAAGUUCCACAUGACACCAGCCAUGGUACGCGGCAAGUACAUCAUCCGAUUUUGCGUCACGUACGAGCACGCCACCGAAGAACACAUCGAUUACGCUUGGGAGGAAAUUAAGAAUUACGCCGAGGAGACAUUGGUGGCCGAGUGUCCGGAGGAGGUGCAAGAGCCGGCAACACCGACGGCCAAGAAAACACCGAAAAAGCUUACCCGCAGCAUGUCCACCCGUUUCUCCUUCACGCGCAGCGUUUCGAGAGAGAUUUUCGAGCGACAAAACAGUCGCUCGCAACUCACGGAUGGAUGCACACCGAUCGUCAUUAUCGAUACCGAUGACAUCCUGGAGAGUUUACAGCGUGCGUCGCGCAUGAACGGUGAGCGGAGUGGCACGAACGAGACGUACGACGACGACGGCGACACCGACAGCACGGACGAGGCCAGCAAUUGACUAGGAGGAGGCCGCACCGUGGAUUCCUGUAGCUCUCGAUCGUCCGAAACUGGCGAAUCGUCCGAGGGGCCAACAGCAGUAUCGCCGGUAACGGCCGGGAACGGAACCGCCACGAUCCUUAACCCGAAAGACAAUGGGUGUAGCUGCCCGUACCACCGGCAUCUGAGACAGCACCUACAGGAAUCACGACCGGCCAAGUCGAAGAGCUGCUCCCAUAUUAAGCAGUUGUGAUAAGCUCAUCGUCGUCGUCAUCGUUGUCGUCGACAGGCGACUACUGGUACCGGGCACCGGUACCGACUGAAAAGUAUUAUUUAUUUGUGUAAUUACUGUGGCCGGGAAGCCGGCAAAUGCCGGUGGCCACACUCUCUAGACUGUAAGAACCAGUUUCUAUCUCGCCAUGACGCCAAGAUUGCCACUCCGAAGGGUUGCAGCGUUGGUAAUGCUUCUUUUCGUAGGCACUUAAGAGUAAUUCAUGUUUUGUAUGUACUUCAAAAAGGCACGAUAAUAAAAGUGAAUGUAUCGAUAUA
Messenger RNA from Anopheles darlingi, 3943 nucleotides. RefSeq names its product aromatic-L-amino-acid decarboxylase (gene Tdc1). The coding region runs from base 1731 to 3416 and encodes 561 amino acids. Gene Ontology annotation, biological process: amino acid metabolic process. The record is from RefSeq and is a predicted model, not a curated record. Gene Ontology annotation, molecular function: carboxy-lyase activity; pyridoxal phosphate binding. NCBI's taxonomy places the organism in Eukaryota, Metazoa, Arthropoda, Insecta, Diptera, Culicidae. The transcript is spliced from 6 exons.